Molecule: messenger RNA, 3051 nt
Organism: Emiliania huxleyi CCMP1516
Lineage: Eukaryota; Haptophyta; Isochrysidales; Noelaerhabdaceae
Exons: 1
Coding region: 1-3051 (1016 amino acids)
Biological process (GO): regulation of DNA-templated transcription
Molecular function (GO): DNA binding; DNA-binding transcription factor activity
Source: RefSeq, a predicted model, not a curated record
AUGGCUGGCUCUUGCUCGACGCUGCCGGCGCCGCUCUCCUGGCAGAGCCUCGCGGAGAGCGGGCGGCUCGCCCGCGCGCUUGACAGGGAGAGCUCGGCCGCGCCACACCUCCGAAAGCUCCGCCUCACCAUGGAGCCCAAAGCGGAGCCGCACACGCUGCGGCUCAAAAUGCCGUGCGAUUGCGGGAGCUGCAUCGUCAAGGCACAGAUGAAGGCGGGCGCCUCCUGCCUGGUGCUGGUCUGGAACGAGGAGAAGCAGAAGUGCUCGCUCCGCCUCAAAGAGCUCGCGGACGCCGCGCCAAGCGAGGGGCCGCCUGCGCCCGCCGCCGGCGUUGCGGCUGCAGAGGCGGACACUCAAGCGGCGGCAAGCACUGCCACUGCCGAGGCGGCGGGCGGCGAGGGCGGCGCGGGCAGCGAGGGCAGCGAGGGCGGCGAGCGAGGCGAGCGAGGCGACGGCGGCGCGGGCAGCGCGGGCGGCGCGGGCGACGCGGGCGGCGGCGAGGGCGGAGAGGGCGGAGAGGGCGGAGAGGGCGGUGGGGGCGGCGAGGGCGGCGAGGAGGGUGGCGGCGACGAGGAGGCCGGCGGUGGCGGAGGCGGCGGCGGCAGCGGUGGCGGUGGCGAGGCUGCGCUGCCGGGAAGCAGCGCAGCGUGUCCGAUGGAGCUGGACAGCGACGACGAGCCGGAGCCGGCGGCUGCUACGGAGCUUGCGGCCUCUGCGGAGGAGAGCGAGCAGAGCCCGCCCCUGCUGGCGCCCGCGGCGCCGGCGGCAGGGGCAGACGAGCCGGCGCCGCUGGAGGAGGGAGCGGCGGCGGAGGCGCCCGUGGCGGUCGCGGAAGGCUUGCGGCUGCAUUUGUCUAGCAGCAGCACGGGAUACAAGGGCGUGUACUCGCGAGACGGCCGCUUCUACGCGGAGCGCAGUGUGGGCGGAAGAAGUGUCCCACUAGGCCGCUUCGACACGGCGGUGGAGGCGGCGGUGGCCUAUGCGCGGGCGGUCGGGGAGUACAAGCCUCCGGCUCCUCCGACAGUGGCGGCAGAGGCGGAGGGGCUGCGGCUGCACCUCUCCAGCAGCACCAGUACCGGCUACAAGGGGGUGACUAUAUCUACGCAUCACAGUGGCGGCUUCCGGGCGGAGCACUAUGUGCGCGGAAGGCCAGUCCACGUCGGACGCUUCGACACGGCGGUGGAGGCAGCGGUGGCGUACGCGCGGGUGGUCGGCGAGGCACCGGAAGCGGGCUCGGCGGUGGCGGCAGCAGCAGGGCAGGCGUCGGCGGCACCGCUGGGCGAGACGGCAGAAGGCGCAGCCGCUGCCGAGCCGGUGGAGGCGGAGGCGGCGGGCGCGGCGGCGGCGGCAGGGGCAGAGCAGCCGGCGCCGCUGGAGGAGGGAGCGGCGGCGGAUGCGGCAGAGGAGGCGCCCCUGGCGGAGGAGGCGGAGGGCUUGCGUCUGCAUUUGUCCAGCAGCAGCAAUGCUGGCUACAAGGGGGUGCGCAAGGACUUGCGACACGGCCGCGUCUACUUCUACGCGCAGCACAGUGUGGGCGGAAGAAAUGUCACGCUAGGCCGUUUCGAUACAGCGGUGGAGGCGGCGGUGGCGUACGCGCGGGCGGUCGGCGAGUACCAGCCUCCGGCUCAUCCUCCCCCGACGGUGGCGGCGGAGGCGGAGGGUCUGCAUCUGCACCUCUCGAGCAGCAACGCCACCGGUUACAAGGGCGUGUUCAAGCAGCCCUCUGGCCGCUUCCUGGCGCAGCGCACUGUGGACGGAGGGAGGGUCUGGCUCGGCACCUUCGACACGGCGGUGGAGGCGGCGGUGGCGUAUGCGCGGGUGGUCGGCGAGGCGCCGGAAGCGGGCUCGGCGGUGGCGGCAGCAGCAGGGCAGGCGUCGGCGGCACCGCCACCGUUGGGCGAGGCGGCAGAAGGCGCAGCCGCUGCCGAGCCGGUGGUGGAGGAGGCGGCGGGCGCGGCGGCGGCGGCAGGGGCAGAAGAGCCGGCGCCGCUGGAGGAGGGAGCGGCGGCGGCGGCAGCGGCAGCGGAGGCGCCUGUGGCGGAGGUAGCGGAGGGGCGUCGGCUGCACCUCUCGAGCAGCAGCGCCACCGGGUACAAGCACGUGUACUCGCGAGACGGCCGCUUCCAGGCGCGGCGCCGGAUGGGCGGCAGGCAGGUCUCGCUCGGCACCUUCGACACGGCGGUGGAGGCGGCGGUGGCGUACGCGCGAGCAGUCGGCGAGUACCAACCUCCGGCUCAACCUCCUCCGCCUCCUCCGACGGUGGCGACAGAGUUUGAGGGGCUGCGGUUGCACCUCUCCGGCAGCCACGCCACCGGCUACAAGGGGGUGUCUAAGCAUCACAGUGGCCGCUUCCGGGCGCAGCACUGUGUGCGCGGAAGAAAGGUCCAAGUCGGCAUCUUUGACACGGCGGUGGAGGCCGCGGUGGCGUACGCGCGGGCGGUCGGGCAGGCACCGGACCGCUCCUCCUCUUCCGCCGCCGGUGGCAGCGGCGCCCGGCCCCGCCCAGCAAAGCGCCCGCUCGAGCCGACCGACGCGCCGCUGCCGAAGCGGCGCUCUAGCCGCGCCGCCGCCGCCGCCCCCUCGGCUGCCUCCUCCUCCUCCACCCCUCCCGCCGCUUCCUCCUCCUCUUGCUCCUCCUCCACCGCACCCACCGCACCCACCGCACCCACCGCACUGGCCGCGCCCGCCACCGCCGCCCGCCCCGCCGCCUCCGCCUCCACCUCCACUGCCGCCGCCGCCGCCCCCACCUCCACCGCCGCCCCUGCCGGCCCCUCGCCGCUCUCGAGCCGCCUGUUCACGACCACACCGGACGGGCGCACCGUGCUGAGGGAGACGCCCCCUCCGCCCACGGGCGGCAUGGCGGCCGUCGCCGCGGCGCUGGCGCAGAUCAACCUGCAGGCCUACGCCGCCGCCUUUGACGCCGAGGGCUACGACGACAUCUCGUUCUUGCGCGGACUGGACGCCGCCGAGCGGGCGGACGUGGCCAAGGAGACGGGGAUGAAGCCCGGGCACGCGGGAAGGUUUGUCAAGUUCGGCUUCGAGCCGCCCUGA